This is a messenger RNA of Sphenostylis stenocarpa, 264 nucleotides long. The record is from the annotation of a GenBank genome assembly. Lineage: Eukaryota; Viridiplantae; Streptophyta; Magnoliopsida; Fabales; Fabaceae.
AUGUCCUUGGUCAAGAUCCAAACAUUUGGUCAAACAGAGGGACAAGGUGGUCCUUUCAGAGUUCUGGAGUUGCUGCUGUACAAACAAGUGCUCACGGAAUUAUUGUCCCAUGUGGUUGGAGCACGAAACACGGUACCAGCAACUCCAAGCGCGUCACAGAGGUACAAGGAACAAAUAAUUUACACCAAAUUGUUUAAUAUGGUCAGAAAUAGGUUAUUGAUUAAUGAGCCAAAACACCUGUUGGGUUGCAGGGUUGUUGACUAG